AUGGGCUCCAACCAUGCGGGGCUCACUGAGCUCCCCGAGGGGAUCUUCUCUCUACUAGAUACCGAUCUCUACAAGCUGACAAUGCAAUGCGCCAUUCUCAAGUACCUUCCUGACGUUCGGGUCACAUACGCCUUCACGAAUAGGACUUCGGACAUGCGACUGAACAGGGAGGCCUAUCAUUGGAUCGAGGAACAGGUCAAGAAACUAGGAAACAUCGCACUCUCUCCAGAGGAGCUUCAGUACCUGAAGGGUACUUGCACCUACUUCAACGACUCCUACCUACGCUUCCUCACCACCUUCCGCUUACAGCCUUCUGAACAAGUCAAAGUCUUGUUCAAACCUCUCAAAGAUACUGGCAGCGCACAUGACCUGGGAGACAUACAUUUUGACAUUGGGGGCUUAUGGUUGCACACAAUACUCUAUGAAAUUCCGCUGCUUGCUCUCACAAGCGAGGCAUACUUCCGCUUCUGCGACAAAGACUGGAGUCAUACGGGGCAAGAACAAAGAGCGUACACCAAGGGCAUCAAGCUGAUGGAAAAUGGCUGCAUGUUUUCGGAAUUUGGCACACGACGAAGAAGAGAUUACCACACUCACGACCUGGUAAUGCAAGGAUUGACGAGGGCGGCCAAUACUGCGUCAGAGCGAGGAUGGAAGGGCAAGUUGAGUGGGACGAGCAAUGUUCAUUUCGCUAUGAGAUACGGUGUCCCUCCAGUUGGCACUGUCGCCCACGAGUGGUUCAUGGGCAUAGCAUCCAUAACCGAUGAUUACGAACACGCCAAUGAGACUGCCUUGAGAUACUGGGUCGGCUGCUUCGGCGAAGGUGUUUUGGGCAUAGCACUGACGGACACCUUCGGCACGCCUACCUUUCUCAAAGCUUUCAAAAAGUCUUUACCAACAGUAGCCGAAGCGGAAGUCGAUACUGUUGACACUCAAUUGCCGUCAGCGCCGCUUCCGGCUAUUUCUGCUACUCAAACCGUGGUCGACACCAAGCCUUCUGGGGACCAGCCUCCACAUCUUCAUGUGACGAACGUGGACCCACCACGCUCGUACGCUCAGACUUUCACAGGGGUCCGCCAAGACUCUGGGAAUCCUCUGGAGUUCGUCAAGAUGAUGCGGGAUUUCUAUGAUAGUGAAGGUAUCACGGACAAGAAGACCAUAGUGUUCUCGGAUUCCCUGAACAUCGAGCUGUGUCUUGAGUACAUGCAGGCCGCAGAAGAGGCUGGCUUCAUUCCUACUUUUGGCAUCGGGACUUUCUUGACAAAUGACUUUAAUCAUCUUUCCACCGGUACAAAGUCCGCACCUCUCAACAUCGUCAUCAAGAUCUCCUCUGCCUCCGGCCGUCCUGCGAUCAAAAUCAGCGAUAAUGUUGGAAAGAACACCGGCGAUUCAGAUACCGUAAACAAGGUCAAGGAGACUCUAGGCUAUGUGGAGAGAAAAUGGGCUGCUGGUGACGAGAAGACACGGUGGGGAGUCGAGGGUCAGGAAGCAACAACGGCUAACGUGCAGGAAUGA
Messenger RNA from Letharia columbiana, 1512 nucleotides. RefSeq lists its product as uncharacterized. Lineage: Eukaryota; Fungi; Ascomycota; Lecanoromycetes; Lecanorales; Parmeliaceae. The transcript has 4 exons. Bases 1 to 1512 code for a protein of 503 amino acids. The record is from RefSeq and is a predicted model, not a curated record. Gene Ontology annotation, molecular function: nicotinate phosphoribosyltransferase activity. Gene Ontology annotation, biological process: NAD+ biosynthetic process.